AUGCGUUUUGGUAGGCCACCAGAGGAAGUGGUGGCCUUUGCGGAGAAGCCGCCCCCAGAGGAAGAGCAACAGCUGGCCGACCUCAGCAAGAAGUCGUUCCAAGACUUCUCGGGCAGGGAAGCUCGCAAGAAGAAGCAGACCCAGGCAGCACAGGCGAGAGUGGCGGAAGCUGCACAUGCCGCGUGCGAGGCGGCUAAGGAUGAGAACCGCAAAAUGAUCCGAAACGUAUCCGAAGCGCUGCAGGCACGGGUGGUCAUUCCCAGCAGUGAAGGCGCGGCGCAGAAGUUGGUCGAUGGACAGGCCACCUCGGCCAAGCCCCUCGAGGAGAAAGAGAGAACUGCCAAGGCCAAGGACGAGUGGGCCGCAGCAGUGGCGUUGUGCCAGGCGGAGGCAUGGAGAUCGACGCCACUUUCCGAGAUCGACGCAGAUGAUGUAGGAGUGCAGGACUUGCUGCGAGAAGCCUACUCCUCGAGGCUCAUCCCAGAGAGCGCUGGGGCCCUGAGCUGGUCGAUGGAGUCCGCAGGUGCGCCGCCUGGACCUUGGCUGGCGCUCGGGGACAUCAGCGCGCUGCCAGAAUACGCAGCUCUGGUCAGACAGAGCCAGUGGAGCCAUGCCCUCGGCGCGCGGGGGAUCGACUUCGGCGUCUGCGCGGGGGAGUCCCCCCUGGACGUCACCGUGCCCACCCAGCCCCUGCCGUCUGGCAACCAGGUGUUCGCCGAGGGCAUCCGCGGCCUGUACGAGCGCCGCGAGCUCUGCGACGCGUGCCUCACGGUCGGCGGCGAAAAGUUCCCGGUGCACCGUGCGAUGCUCGCCUCCAUGAGCCCGAACUUCCGCGGCUUCCUGCACCAGCCGCCAACGACGGGGUCGGCGGUUGGCGCCGGCGCCGAGGCGCGGACAGACCCGAUGCAGGGGAUGCUGACGCUGGCGGCGGCUGCGGCGCCGCCCCCUCCGGCGGCGGGCGCGGCCCCGCCCCCGGCGAGCGCGGAGGGCGCCGCCGCGCCCCCGGGCGGGCCUGCGCAGCCCGCCCCAGCGGCGACUCCCCCGCCGGCGGCCCCGGCCACGCCGCCGGAGGGCGCCCGCGCGGAGUUCCAGGUCGCGGGGGUGCAGUCCCCGGAGGCCAUGCGCAUCAUGCUCGACUACGUGUACCUGGUCGGCACCGGCGCGCCCUGGGAGUACGGGCCCUCGUCGGCGGAGGUCAACAAAGACAUCCUGCGGCUCGCGCGCAGCUUCGGCCUCGACCACCUGCACGAGCACGCCGCCCGCUGGCUCGCGCGGGGCCUCACCACCACGAACGUGGUCGAGCGCCUGGUCACCUGCGAGGAGUUCGGCCUCGGCCUCCUCCGCGAGAAGAUCAUCGAGCAGUUGGGCGCGCACCCAGCGGAGCUGAUGAGUGUCGCCAGCGGCCCCGCGAUCAUGAGGUACCCGCACAUCCUGCAGGACCUCUUGGUCAAGGUGGCGUCGUGCAACGCCGCCGCGACGGCCGCGAGGCGGGCCGCGGAGGCGGCGCCCCCCGCGGAGGCGGCGCCCCCUGCGGCGGAGCAGCCGGCAGAGGCGGCGCCUGAGGCGAAGGCGGAGGAGGCGGCGGACAGGGCCGCCGACCCGAAGCCCCAGCACAGGGCCAGCACCAGGGCGGAGACCAAAGCGGCGGCCGCGGAGCGCGCCGCCGCGGAGAAGCCGGCCGCGAAGCGCGCCAAGCGCGGGGCGGCGGGCGCGUGA
This is a messenger RNA of Prorocentrum cordatum, 1716 nucleotides long. Lineage: Eukaryota; Dinophyceae; Prorocentrales; Prorocentraceae. The record is from the annotation of a GenBank genome assembly.